This is a messenger RNA of Toxorhynchites rutilus septentrionalis, 1580 nucleotides long. It is a transcript of the gene Uqcc1, whose product is annotated as ubiquinol-cytochrome-c reductase complex assembly factor 1. Gene Ontology annotation, cellular component: mitochondrion. Gene Ontology annotation, biological process: mitochondrial respiratory chain complex III assembly. The transcript has 4 exons. Bases 265 to 1092 code for a protein of 275 amino acids. NCBI's taxonomy places the organism in Eukaryota, Metazoa, Arthropoda, Insecta, Diptera, Culicidae. The record is from RefSeq and is a predicted model, not a curated record.
ACACAGUAUACUUCCAAGAGUGGUUUUAGCAAGUUGGCCCACCUUAGGAUAUAUUUCUAGGCGCCUUGGACAGCUUCUCAUUUUCGGUUCUCCCUUUUCUCGUCCAUUUCCUUCCUCAGCACGCAUGUUUACGUUUUUGCUUCACAUGCAUCUGAAACGUCAGACUAUCGGAUUUAUAUAACGCAAUGAAAAUAAGCAACUGAAAAACCUGAGCGAGUCAGCUCCAAUCGUGUAGUUAGCUAAUUAGUGAGAUUCGAAUCGAUUAUGUUGAGUUCGGUCUCAAGACGAGCCCUUGGGCUCUCUGUGGAAGUGACGAGCGUGCUGCUGAACAACACAUCGAGACUCACAUAUACAUCUAUUGAUGAAGCAAGAAACAAAACACCCCUGGCGAUCUGCAUACCAAGUAUAGUAUCGUUGGUUCACUAUUCAAAUAAUGCACACAACAGCCUGCCAACUGCCGGCGAAACCGCUGCCACAACCAUAGCCGAAGCUGCCAAAGGCGGCUUCCUCAAACGGUUCAUAAACAAAAUGGGCUGGCUCGAUAACACCCGUAGUCGUUUGCGUGUUUCCGGUUGUCUCCUGUACGAAUCCGUGGUGGACAACAUCAACUAUACGGAAUUUUUCCUUCAUUUCAAAAUGCCCGAUACGUACAACACAUGGUUCCUAAUCACGGAGCUGCAUGUGUGGAUGCUAAUGGUACGUGCUAUGGCCGAAGGGGCCGAGAAGGCCGCCGCUGGACGGUUUCUGCGCAACUGCAUCGUGGAAACUAUGUGGAACGAUGUGACGACCAGGGCAAAGAAGCUGUCCGCGCACAACCCGUCCGUUGUGAGACCACAGGUUCAGAUGCUGUCAGAGCAGUUCCAGGCGGCACUCCUCUCCUACGACGAGGGAAUUAGCUUCGAUGACAAGGCGCUGGCUGCGGCACUGUGGAGAAGAUUUUUCUGUUGCAAGUGCGACGAUUACGAAAAGCUGGAAUUGUUAGUGCAGUACGUGAGGAAACAGAUGGCAAUGCUGGAUGCAACAAGUCGUUACGAUUUUGCUAUCAAACCAAAAGUGAAAUGGCUUCCGUUGCUCGAAAAACCGACACCUUAAGUGGUUAUCAGUUGAUAAUCAAUCGUAUGCUGAUAAUAUCACAGGUAGAACUGACAUGAAAUAGUCACUAAAGCGCUGAUGUAAAGCGGCCCUUACACGAUCAGUAGCAUCGACAUUGUCAGUAAUUGCAAUACUAGCAAGACACACUCCAUUCGACAUCAUCAUUAUUCUUCAACCCUACACGAUCAUUUUAAUUGCUUCGAGGAAUGCAGCAACUCUAACCUUCAUAGUCGUAAGAGAAAUAUACACAUUUUCGAAAUGAAAACUAUCAAUGAAAAUCGAUUUUAUUGUAUCAAAUAAACAUCCACAUCUGUUGCCACGAUCGCAGUAAGCCUGCCCAUGUAUUAUAACGACGGUUACUAUGAAAAAUAACAGUUUGAAAAUAACGUUCAGCGACAUACACGCUAUUGAAGAUCACGGAAAAAUAUACAUAAACGGACAAUUUUGUGAUAGAGACAGGAGUUAGGAACAAUUUGAGGACAUCGGAG